Oppiella nova is the source of this 749-nucleotide messenger RNA. NCBI's taxonomy places the organism in Eukaryota, Metazoa, Arthropoda, Arachnida, Sarcoptiformes, Oppiidae. The record is from the annotation of a GenBank genome assembly.
CAGAUAUGCGAUGAAUGCGUACUCAAGAGAGACCAUCACUGCGUCUUCAGUGGUUGUUGUAUCGGUUAUAAGAACUUUAGAUUUUAUUACGGAUUACUGCUAUACGUAGGAAUCGGCGGCUUUUACGCCACAGUAUUGAACCAAUUCUUCGUUUGGGAAGCACUGGGAGGAUUCAGUUGGAUAACAGUUGCCAAUCAUCUGUUGCCGUUCCCCUUCUGGCUAUUCGGACGAAUAUCAUUCCCAGUAAUGGUCUACACAUUCAUAGCAAUCGUCGAUUUGUGCGGAUUUCUGUUCGGCGUAAGUCUUCUCUACUAUCACUCGAAGCUAAUGAUCAACAAUCAGACCACUUAUGAGAAGAACAAAGGCAUCACUCAAUACAGUUUAGGCCAUUGGAAGGCCAAUGUGGUCGAGAACUUAGGGCCCAAUUGGGUGGCGGCUAUACUCUUGUCCCCAUUAGUGAGCUCUCCAUUGCCUCGAAAUGGCAUCGAUUUCCCGACAAUUAAAGAAAAUUCACUCAAUUCGUCGAAAUCGAAAUGAUUUCCAUAUUUUAUAUAUAAAUGUCAUAAUAAAUACACACAUAUUCUUAACCAUACGUUUGGUUAUGAAUCGCAAAAACAAACAUCAAUUCUUAUAUUAUAAUUACUGUAUAAUUGUUAUUAAUUUAUAAAUGAAAGCAUGCGUUAAAUGAGUGAUUAAUUUAUACCAUUAAUUUGUUCUAUAAUUAAAUUAAUUGUUAAGUUAUUUCCGGA